Molecule: messenger RNA, 1272 nt
Organism: Apiotrichum porosum
Lineage: Eukaryota; Fungi; Basidiomycota; Tremellomycetes; Trichosporonales; Trichosporonaceae
Gene: PFA4
Product: Palmitoyltransferase
Exons: 10
Coding region: 1-1272 (423 amino acids)
Cellular component (GO): endoplasmic reticulum membrane
Molecular function (GO): protein-cysteine S-palmitoyltransferase activity
Source: RefSeq, a predicted model, not a curated record
AUGGUCAACUGGAACCGCGUCUGGGUGGUGGGUACCACAUGCCUCAUCGGGUUCAUCUCGUACUCCAGCCAGAUCUUCCUCAUCUGGCCGUGGUACGGGAGGGAGGUGAGCGUCGACCUGCUCAAGCUCCUCAUCCCUUUCAAUCUCCUCGUCUGCAUGGUGUGGUGGAACUACCGCCUCUGUGUCAUCACCGAGCCUGGAAGUGUGCCAACAGGAUGGCGCCCAAACCUUGACGGGUCCGAGCAUGUUGAAGUGAAGCGCUCCUCAUCUGCGCCGCGUUACUGCAAGAUGUGCGACCACUUCAAACCACCCCGCGCGCACCACUGCCGAACCUGCAACGCCUGUGUCUUGAAACUUGACCACCAUUGCCCAUGGAUCGCUAACUGUGUGGGUUACUUCAACCAUGCCCACUUCAUCCGUUUCCUCCUCUGGGUCGACAUUGCCACUUCAUACCACCUCCUCAUGGUGUGUUCCAAGGUCAUGGAUAUUAUCCGUAAUCCAUUCGACGAGCCGUCGCUCAGCGAGCUCCUCUUCAUGGUCUUCAACUUUGCGGCUUGCGUCCCCGUGUGGCUCUGCGUCGGCAUGUUCUCGCUGUAUCACCUCUGGCUUGUAUCCGGUAACACGACAACCAUCGAGCGCUGGGAAAAGGACAAGGUAUCGACCAUGGUUCGUCGUGGCAAGAUCAAGGAAAUCAAGUAUCCCUACAACAUUGGCACGCUGGCCAAUCUGAAAGCCGUCCUCGGUCCCAAUCCGCUCCUCUGGCUCUGGCCCCAAACGCAGAGUGGCACAGGUCUCUCGUACCCAGUCAACGCGGACGACACGGCGGCGCAAUACUCCUGGCCGCCACGCGACCCCAUCAAGGAUUUUGCGAAUCGCGGUCAACCUCAGCUGGACGGCGACCCCUUCGUGUACGGUGGGGACGGGCUCAACCCUGUCCUCAUGAAGAACCACACUCGUGUACGGCGACGCAAGUACGUCCCACCUUGGGAGAACGCUGUCAACUCGGACGACGAAGUGGCGGAGGCCACUGGAAGCGAGAGGAGCUCGUCUUCGCCGGAGCCGUAUCUUUCAGACUAUGACUCAGACGACGUUCCAUUGGCAUAUCACGCCUCGCAGUCGAUGCGUGUUAGGAGAGGGAGUGAAGGAUGGGAGGUGCGGCCUGCGCCUGGAUGGAGUGAGGGGUCGGCUAGUUGGACGCAUGAUGUGGAGAAUGGGAGGGCUAAUCCGUGGGAGCGGCCUGGAAGGUACAGAGUGUACGAUGACGACAAUUAG